This is a messenger RNA of Salmo salar (Atlantic salmon), 1716 nucleotides long. RefSeq names its product CD83 antigen-like. NCBI's taxonomy places the organism in Eukaryota, Metazoa, Chordata, Actinopteri, Salmoniformes, Salmonidae. The record is from RefSeq and is a predicted model, not a curated record.
CUUCAUUUCGUACUAAAGCGGAACUGCCCAUCUACACUCACUGUGACGAAGCACUCUACGGGAAUCCCCUUAGUUUCACUUCCAUUUUAGCUUAUUAUAUAAAAUGAUUCACUUCUUUUCUGGAUCAUCAUCUUCGUUGCUGUAGUUCUACAAAUAUGUUUUUUCAACUCGUCUGCAUUCUAGCUGCCUACGUGCAAGGUGGGCUUACAGAGGAUAGGCCUACACAAGAGGUGAAGUCAGUUUGUGGAGAGGACUCAAUUCUGAAAUGUAAAGCAAUACGUAAGCCUGGGGUCCAGUACCGGGCGGUGAGGUGGUACAAGCUGGGUGAGGAGCCCUAUAAUAAGGAUUCUGGUCUAUUGAUGAAGAGGCUAUCACCUAACAGCACCACCCAAUGGUAUGCCGGUCUGGAGCGUGAAGUGGAACUUUUGGCUGACGAUUCUUUCGAUAUCUCCCUGCCCAAUGUAACGGCUGUUGAUAGUGGGAGGUACAAGUGUCUCCUGGCAGCACCUAUAGGUGAACAGAACCAGCAGGGGCAGGUUCACCUCAGAGUGACAGGUUGCCUUGAGUCCACAUACCAAUCAGAAGAAAUGGAUACCAUUCUAGUUCUUUCCAUUGUGGGGAUUGUUGCGGCAUUGCUGAUAUUCACCAUCAGCUAUGUCAUCCUAAGGAAUAUGUUAUUGCAAAGGAGUAAGAAGUAUCCCCAAGAACCACUUCUAGAUGCACCCCUUGAGAAGAAAGAUUUAAUGUUGAUCUACACUCUGGGGCCAAACUGGUCAGGACAGGGUUCCAUAAAACAUGUCUGUGUGUGAGACCCUGUUCUGCUAGUUUGGGCUCAUUGUAUACUUGAAUGUGAAGAGGAAACACAGUGAAAGACUAGAGCCCAUUUGAAGCUGAGCAAGGAGCCUAAGAGUCAUGUCUACUUUCCAGAGAGUUCUAGAGCAGAUGGAGGCAGACAACCCUCUGGACAAUCCUGUAGAACUAAGUUGUGUAGGCAUGACUGCAGCAUUCAAGCACCUGUGAUGCGCAAGGAGAAGGGCCUGGUGAAGGGACCCCACGAUCUAAGCCCCAAGAUCAAACCCCAACAAGGAGCUUCAGGAAAGGGAGAAUAAGUAAUUAAUGAUAAGGGGUGUGGGGUUCUGAGAAUAUUAAAUAUACUUAUUCAUGUCACUGAGGGAGAGAGGGUAAUGUAUAGCAUUUACAUUAUAUCAGGGAUCCUAUGGUUAUCUGUAGGAGGAAGGUACAUUGACAUUUGAGUCAUUUAGCAGAUGCUCUUAUCCAGAGCGACUUACAGUAGUGAAUGCAUACAUUUCAUACAUUUUGUCUCCAUACUGGUCCCCCGUGGGAAUCGAACCCACAACCCUGGCGUUGCAAACACCAUGCUCUACCAACUGAGCCACACGGGACCGAGGUAUAUAGUGUGUGCAAUUAAGCUUGGAAUGUGCUGAGUGCAGGGAAGCGAUCACAUAUGGCAGGCAUUGAUAAGGGAGAGAGCCAUGGAUUAGUGAUGAAGGGGGUCGAGGUCAGGUCACGUUAAGGGAGAAAGAAAAGUUUAUGGCCGUAUUACUUUGUUUCCUGCCUAGCAGUAAAGAUACAAUCAGAUGGGUAGGAGGAGACUCAGCCUAAGAGAACGGGUUAAAUAUCAGUGCUUGUGUGAAAAUCUUUUUGUCUAAUGCAGCUGUAUUGAUCCUCUGGGAAGAAUAAACUUGGUACAGCUUU